Prinia subflava (tawny-flanked prinia) is the source of this 8851-nucleotide messenger RNA. RefSeq names its product sortilin related VPS10 domain containing receptor 2 (gene SORCS2). The coding region runs from base 151 to 3261 and encodes 1036 amino acids. Gene Ontology annotation, cellular component: membrane. Gene Ontology annotation, molecular function: protein binding. The record is from RefSeq and is a predicted model, not a curated record. Lineage: Eukaryota; Metazoa; Chordata; Aves; Passeriformes; Cisticolidae. The transcript is spliced from 28 exons.
GCGCGCAGCCCGCCGGAGCCGCGGCGCGGCGGCGGGGCGGCGGCGGGGAGCGGCCGCUCCAGGAGAGCAUCCUUGGCGGCCGGCCGGGAGCAGGUCUCCCUCAUCAGCACCUCCUUCGUGCUCAAAGGGGACGCGUCUCACAACCAGGCGAUGGUGCACUGGACGGGCGAGAACAGCAGCGUGAUCCUGAUCCUUACCAAGUAUUAUCAUACUGACAUGGGGAAAGUUCUGGAGAGUUCUCUGUGGAGGUCUUCAGAUUUUGGGACAUUAUACACAAAGCUGAAUCUACAGCCUGGGAUUGCCACUGUUAUUGACAAUUUCUACAUUUGUUCCACCAACAAAAAAAAGAUAAUUCUCGUAAGUUCUUCCCAUAAUGACCGUGACCAAAGCCUUUUCAUAAGCACAGAUGAAGGAGCCACUUUCCAGAAACAACCCAUCGCUUUCUUUGUGGAAACUCUCCUUUUCCACCCAAAGGAAGAAGAUAAAGUACUUGCUUAUACCAAGGAAGGCAAGAUUUAUGUAUCUAUUGACUUGGGGAAAAAAUGGAAUCUCCUGCAGGAACGAGUUUCUAAAGAUCACUUCUUUUGGGCUGUUGCUGGAGUUGACGGGGACCUUGAUUUAGUUCAUAUGGAAAUCCAGGACCCCACUGGAGGUUAUCGCUACAUCACUUGCCAGAUUCAGAAUUGUUCUGAUAAGACAAUGACAGUCCCAUUUGCUGGCAGCACUGAUCGGGAUUCCCUGACUGUGCAGGAUGACUACAUAUUUCUGCAGACAACAUCAGCAAAUCGGACCAAGUAUUACGUGUCUUACCGUCGAAAUGGCUUUGUGCAGAUGAAGUUGCCAAAAUAUGCAUUGCCAAAAGAUUUGCAGAUAAUCAGUACAGAUGAAAACCAGGUGUUUGUGGCUGUGCAGGAGUGGUACCAGACAGACACAUACAACCUGUACCAGUCUGACCCACAAGGUGUUUACUACUCCAUCCUGCUGGAGAAUGUCCGGAGCACGAAGCAGCCAGAAGAGAACGUCCUGAUAGAUAUUCUGGAGGUCAGAGGUGUCAAAGGAGUCUUUUUGGCCAACCAGAAAAUUGACGGGAAAGUUACAACGUUGAUAACCUACAACAAAGGCCGUGACUGGGAUUUUCUAAACCCUCCAGACAUCGAUAUGAACGGCAAACCCACCAACUGCAAACCUCCUGACUGUUACCUUCACCUGCAUCUGCGGUGGGCAGACAAUCCCUACGUGUCAGGCACAGUGCACACCAAGGACACUGCACCAGGGCUCAUCAUGGGGGCAGGGAACCUGGGCUCCCAGCUGGUCGAGUACAAGGAGGAGAUGUACAUAACAUCUGACUGUGGGAAAACGUGGCGCCAGGUCUUUGAAGAGGAGCACCACAUCUUGUACUUGGACCAUGGUGGAGUUAUUGUGGCUAUCAAAGACACCUCUAUCCCUCUGAAAAUACUCAAGUUCAGCAUAGAUGAAGGCCAGACCUGGAGCACACAUAAUUUUACCAGCACUUCUGUCUUUGUAGAUGGACUCCUUAGUGAACCUGGAGAUGAGACACUGGUCAUGACAGUCUUUGGACAUAUCAGCUACCGUUCAGACUGGGAACUGGUGAAGGUGGACUUCAGACCAUCCUUCCCCAGGGAGUGCACUGAUGAAGACUAUGAGUCUUGGGAGCUCACAAAUCUACAGGGUGAUCGUUGCAUCAUGGGCCAGCAGAGAAGCUUUCGCAAGAGGAAGAUUUCAUCAUGGUGCAUUAAAGGGAAAAGUUUCACAUCGGCUCUCACUUCCAAAGUCUGUGAAUGUGUGAACACUGAUUUCUUAUGUGAUUACGGGUUUGAGCGCUCUGUGCCUCUGAAGUCGGAGUCGAGCAGGUGCUUUGCUGACUUUUGGUUUAAUCCAGAAGCACCUCCUGAAGACUGUGUGUUGGGGCAGGCAUACACCAGCAGCACUGGGUACAGGAAAGUUGUUUCUAAUGUGUGUGAAGGUGGAGUGGACCUGCAGCAGAACUUAGCACACCAUAUGUGUCCACUGAUUGCUCCCAAGGGUCUUCAGAUCAGCAUCAGAGAAGAAAGCCUGGCUGUUAGGCCUGGGGAAGACAUCACCUUCAUUGUCCAACAAGAGCAGGGUGAUGUAUUGAGCACCAAAUACCAGGUGGACCUUGGGGACGGCUUCAAGGCGAUCUACGUGAACCUGACGAUGACGGGAGAGCCCAUCCGGCACCGCUACGAGAGCCCGGGGAUUUACCGCGUGUCCGUGAAGGCUGAGAACGUGGCUGGGCAUGACGAGGCGGUUGUGUUCGUCCAAGUCAACUCCCCACUCCAGGCUCUAAAUUUAGAAGUGGUUCCAGUCAUUGGGAGAAACCAGGAGGUGAACCUGACAGCCAUCAUUCUGCCUAAGAACCCUAAUCUGACAGUUUUCUACUGGUGGAUAGGAAACAAUCUUCAGCCACUGCUUACUUUGGAGAGUUUUCUGGUGACGAAGUUUGCAGAGACAGGUGAUGUCAGAGUUACAGUGCAAGUUUCCUGUGGGAGCUCUAUGCUUCAGGACUCAAAAGUUGUCCAUGUUUUUGAUAACUUUCAUGUUCUUCCUCUGAAGUUUACCAAGCACCUGGACAUGUACAACCCCGACAUACCAGAGUGGAGGGAAGACAUUGGGCGGGUGGUGACGCGACUUCUGGCAAAGGAGACCAGUAUACCAGAGGAAACACUCAUGACAGUUGUGAAACCUGGUCUGCCCACAGCUGCUGACCUGCAUGUGCUACUACCAGCAAAUCAACCAAAAAGGAAGAGAAGCAUAACUAGUGAUAAGAGAAUAGCAGCUAUAAAGCAAGCCCUGAAUGCACACAACAUCAGUUUCUUUCUGAGGGGAGGAUACUGGGUCUUAGUGACUUUAGCUGACUCCGGUUCAGACUCUCAGAGGAUUGGAGGAAGCAGUGGCUACUGGGCUAUUGUGGUUCUCUUUGUUAUUUGUCUCGUUGCAGUUGGGGCUUUCAUUCUCUACAAGUUCAAAAGGAAACUGCCAGGCAGAAAUGUCUACGCCCAGAUGCACAAUGAAAAAGAGCAGGAGAUGACAAGCCCUGUUAAUCACAGUGAGGACACCCAGAACAUCAUCCAGGGUGAGGAGUUUAUUGAUGAUGAUCUGGACUCUCAAACACUAGUGACUCCUUCUGGGAGAGGUGGCAACUUGAGCAGCUACAGAGUUCCCUUAUUGCUGAUGCCGGUCAGUGUGCAGUCCCAGGCAAUCACUCAGGCGUGGUUUUGAGCAUCAACUCCAGAGAGAUGCACAGUUACCUGGUUAGCUGAUAUUUGCAGCUGAACACAAAAACCGAAAGACUCUUCUCUGUACCGUUUUAUUUUUCCCUGGUGAUGUCCCGAAAUUGCAAAUAUGGCUGUAAAUGCUGAUGGAGAGGAGGUUUCUUAUCAGUCCUGUGGAAAAAAGCAUCCAUCAUCAGUUACCAAGGGCGAAGGAUAACAUGUCUUGAGUUCACUCCAUGGCCUGGGAACUCAUUAGGAUUGAAACUCCAACUUUGGUAGCAAACUUGUAGCCCUAGGCACCUUCAAUGCCACCUUGUUUCUUUUCUGUAUAUGCUCUAUUUCUUUAUGUUUAUUUUUAGAUUGAUUGACUGUAACUUUUUAAUUAUAUUUUUAAUUGAGGUAUUCAGUGGAAGGCUGGGAGUCUUCAGCCUGAAAAGUUGAUUUUUACACAAGUGACUAGACCAGAACAGAUGGUUGGUUGAUCACAAUGACAAUUUUUUAGGAGGGCAAGUGUUUCUGUACUGGGAAAGGACUGAGUGAGAGACAAAUGCACUCCUAGUUGAGACAAGCUCUUAACUUAAACAUGUGUGAGACAAUCUAACAAAUUUAGGCUUAGGCCCUUCUGAGGAUUAAAGGAAGUAAAAUGUUAAUUAGGAUAUCUCGUAAUAUACAAUAAUGCUCUUGUAAGUGUAGCAGGUCCUGACGAGCUAUCAGCACCAGAAUCUCCCCCAGUCCCACCACAUGUGAAAGAAAAACACCAGCUUGAUGCUAUUUCCAGACCAGGUGCCUUCACUUGCAGACAAGCAUUUUAGUUGCUUUUCUCCUGAGCGAGCCCCUCUAGGAUGAUGGCAGCUGCCAGAUGAGUUAUCCUCUUAAUAAACCCUAGGCUGGUGGCCUGUCUCUUUUUAAAUUUCCAGAGAGUGUAAAUACCUCUUUUACGCAGUUUUCUUUGUAUGAUUAUUUUUUUAAAACUUCCUACAAGGGGCGGCUGUGCCGGGUGGGUCAGAGUUCUGCUCUGGGAAGGGCUGGGUGGCACUGCCACCUCCUUCCCACGGCAUCCCUGCCUGGGAUUUCCUCUGGCAUCUGCCCUUGGCAGCAGGAGUCGGCAAACCCCAGCCUGACCCUCUCAGCUUGGGUUGGUUUGACAAUCCAAAGGGUCACGGGGAGGAUGAGAAGGGAUUUAGGGCUUCCUGCUCCCUUCCAAUCACCACAGAGUGUCUCAGUCCCUGCCACCACUGGCGCCUUCUCCGCAGGGCGGGCAGGGCAGGGGCUGCUGGAGGGGCUGCCUGCAGAAAGGAUUGUGAGUCGGGCCCUUGUGUGCUAAUCCCAGUUUUGUCAGUUGGGUCAGAUCUCCUAGUCCCAAUCUCUGCAUCCCCAGGGAAUGGCAAUGCAGUGAAUCCACACUCCUCUUGUCUUUCCUCUGUGGUUUCUUUUAGCCAUGUGGGAAAACAAGUGUGGUGUGGUGAGUUUAAAUGUUUGGCAUCCUGUGUGUCACAGCUGCCUGGGAGUAGGAUGCUUCUCUCAGAAACCUAUAUAAUCUCUUCACUUUUUGCCUUUGAUGGAGAAUAAAUAACUCUGUACUCACUGAAUGUCAUACUGAUGCUAACGACAAGCUUGCACACCAUCUUGAUUGAGAAGGAUACAAAUAGUGCAUCAUCCAGAAUAUGCAAACAGAAAAUAAUGAAAGCUAGUCAAAUAGAAAUGAACUCUUAAAAUCAGUGUAUGCAUUGGAAUCAUUUUUCCAUGUAGCUGUGAAUAUGGAGCAUAUUAUCACCAAACGCAGCAGAUUGGGAUGUAGUAAUUCAGUGUAGUACUGUAGGCUCUCACAAACCCCAUGGGAUGUAUGUGUAAAGCACAAGAAAAUCUAGAUUAUAAACUUACUGUGAGAAACUUGGUGGAAAAGUAAGAGUGAAGAUUCUGAAAAGCACUUGCAAACCGCUCAGGAAAAUAAUUACAAAAAUUGUUCUAAAAUUUCUGCCUAUUUAGUUGUAUAGUGCCAUGUAAACUUGUUAACAGAGAAGCAAUGCCCUGGCUGACUGCUGUAUGCCAGACUGUGGAAAUCCGAGGUCUUAAAUGUAUCUGAAUCUGGGUUUCUUGGAGAGAAAUGCAUAUCCAAACCAUGCUGUGAAUUGGAAAUUCCUGGGAUCAUUGCACCAGGGGCUUUCCCUCCUCACCAGCUCUUCUUGCUUUUUCCUAGCAGAAAUGAGCUGAGCAGAGAAUGAAAUAACAUUGCACACAUCCUACUUGUUCCUGUGAAAUAACUCUGAAACAGGUAGUUUGAAUAGGGCAGGUGAGUGGCAAACCAGCUUCAUGGACAAGGAAUGGGGUGGAAGCUCCACCUUGGGGUUGUUCUCACGUGGUCAGUCUGAUUGGCAAAGGACUCUGUUGGAACUAGGUCACACAUUAAUUUAUGCUUUAGCAGCUACUUUUAUACAUUUAAUUCAGGGUGAUUUGUGAUCACAGGAGUCUUUUGGAACACGGUAGAAUAUUUAACUGCUUGGUACUCUAAUUAACACUUAGCACAAUGUAGUGCCUGUAAUAUUUUUUUUCCCAUGCUUAUUAAUUUGAUUCAUGCAGCACUCCUGUCAGGCUGGUUUGUCAUGUCUUAAAAACAUUGUUUUUGAAAGACAUGUUGGUAUUGCCAUAACUGUAUUAAUAAUACCCAGCAGAUAAUAAAGGAAGCCUUUGAUUUCCUCACAAGAAUAACUUAAAAAUGAAUUAUUUUAAAACUGAGAAAGUACUAUUGCCAUUUUCUCAUUCAUGGUGUCAUGGUUUAUCUGUAAAUGAAAAGACUCACUAGUGCUGGUUCUCAAAUCUCUUGAACUACAUCCAUGAUAUCUUAACUUUUAUCCUUUAUAUGUAUCUAAAAUCCUGAUACAUGAGUAUUCAGAAACAGAGUUGCAUGUGUGCACACAUACAGUAUUUGUACAUAUUUUAGUUACAGUUUUUUAGUGGUGAUGUGGUGGCUAAGAAACAGAAGAUGACUGUCAGAUAUCUGGAUUCUGUACCCAGACUUUAAGCAAGUUACUUCCCUUGUGUUGCUCCAGUUUUCCCAACUAUAAAAUGGGGCUGAUAGUAAUUACCUACCUCACAGGGGUAUUGUGAGGCUAAAUUAAUUACUGUUUGUUCAGGAUCAUCAGAGCAAAAGAAUUUUGUGAGCAUAAAUUAUUAAUGGAAAGUUAAUAAGAAUUAACCUUCUUUGUUUUACUUGUAAUUAUCACUGUUGUUCAAAGUUCUCUACUGAAACCAGCUGCAAUUAUGUAUAAAUGUAAAAAAUGCAUAAUCCAAAAAAGGUGCAUCUCUGGUAAAAAAGAAAAAGGUAAUUUUAUUUAAACACUGCUAUUGGAACAUACUGUUAUGUGGUAGCACUGCAACACUGGCUGUGAUUUUGCUGUUACACACUAGUUAUUGUCAACUCCUCUGCAUUGUUAUUUGAUCAAAACCCUUAUAAAAAUGGGUACAGUGAUAUUUAUCAGCACUGAUACCGAACUACACUGAAUCUGAAAAAACUGGCAGUGUGCUGGCCUCAUUGGCCUCAUUUGGCCUUCUUAAAAUCUGAUGUAUUUGCAAUUUCAAAAACACUCUGUACUUUUCAGAGUGCUGCAAGCAGUAUGAUCUGAAGCAUUCUAACAGAGCCAUCAAGAUUUACAGCUGUUAUCUUUGCUUUUUCUUUUGACAUUGAAUGUUUUAUAUGGCUUUGGAACAGCCCACCCAUAUAAAGUACUCAGAAAUGCUCAGAGGACAUUUAGGGAAAAUGCACACAGUGUUAAUUAAUUUUUCAACAAUAUAAGCAAUAUAAACCAGUGUAUAUUUUUAUACUUUAUUGAAGAGGGUGGUGGAAAUGGCUUUGAAGAAAUGGAAGGUACCAGCCUGAGGCGAGGUGUUGUUAUCCACAAUUCACAUCCAAUUUCUUGGAACUCUUUUAUGAUAUUCUCAUUGAAUUAUAUCCUUCUUGAUGAGUUUUCUUCUCUCAGUGACCAGUGUAAUGAAGAGCAAGCUGUUUAUUCAUAUAAAGCAGAUGAUUUGUUAACUAACUGUCCUGUAGACAAAGACAAAUCAGUGCUUUGCCAUUAGUAGUUGCCAGUGCAAAGCAGGUUUCAUCUGACAUGAUUAUCAUGGUUAGCUCUGUUUUCAGUCCAAUGAAACCCUCUUCUAGUGGGAAGACUCCACUACUGCACACUGUAUCUUUAAUAGAGGUCAAUAGAAUGGAACUGCAGUAAUUUCCAUCCUCCUUACACAAAUACAUGCUCAAAGAAAUGUGUGGGGAAAAGAAAAUCUUUAAAAGAAAUUAAACACAUGCAUUUGGUUGCAGUAGCUUUUUGAUGAUUAACCAGAGGUUCUGAUAAGUUUUGAAUCUCUAGUGUUACUUCAAGUCAAUGUUUCUAAGUAAAUAGAAUCAAUGACAAUUUCAGUCAUAGAUUUUUUCCUAUGUUUCCUCUUCAAAAAGUUUUGUAAUUUUUCAUUAAUGAGACUGUGGGGGAAAAGAGAGACUAAACAUUUUAUUUCAUUGCACGGUCUCUGCCAGUUGGAGUUAUUAUAGUUAUUUUAUUGUAUAUUGAUUGAUACCACUGUAUUGUUUCCAUAUUCAUUUUUAUUUCAGCAUUUUAGAUGAAAGUAAGUGUCCAUUUCUCUCAAAAUACUGCAUUUCCAUCAGGACAAAAUUUGUAAGCAUUUACCUUUAUAAAUCUUGAUUUUUGAGUUGCAGAAUUUUGUUUUGUCUUUUAAGUCCAUCCAAAAAGCUGCUUCCUGGCUCAUUUUCUCUCUUUCAGUCCCAGUUGUGCAUUGUUUCUUCAGCUUUCUUCAAGAGACUGGCACAUAACCAGUCUGAGAAAACCUAAAACUUUCAUUAGAGUGGCAUUUAAUUGACUAUAAGUAAGGUCUGCUCAGAUAAUUUUUUUAAUGUUAAGGUUGUAUUUUCAUGUUUGGUAUUUCCUUUCAGUAUAUUAGCAUUUGCCCUCUCAGUGCCAUUUAAAUGCUUUUUUAUUCCUGUAAGUUUUUGACUUAUUUUAUACUGUAAUCAUCAAAGUGACAAAUAGCUCAGACCCCCAGUUAGCUUUUGCAAUUAAUAGCCCAACCCUGCAGUCUUUGGGAAAUGUCAAGCUGUGCCCUCUCAAGUUUUGAAUCUUCUGUCCCAAGCCAGCCCUCCUGCCCAGCUGGUCACCUCAGCAGCUUUGCCUCAAGGUGUGUGUGCAUGCUCAGAAUGGAGGGGUGCAGAAGGGGUGCUCUGUGUCAAGACAGCCUAGAACAGCCCAUUUCCAAAAUCUGGAUGGGAAUGGCACACAGAUAAAGCUCUGAUUCGUUGCUUCUUUUCAGGAGUGUCACAUCAGUAGAGAGGGUGCAUAUUACUGGGGAAAGAGGAACCUGUGGUGGUUCUUCAGGCUGCUGUGGAGGAUAAAUAUUGCAUCCUCUUGGAACAUUUUCCCAUUGAAAUUGAUACGUACAGCAAGUUAGUUUCAUGAUUUUUAAUAUGGGAUCUCAUUUCUGCAAGUCUUCAGUCACAGCUUGUUUCCUCCUGUUAAAUGGAGUAGCAAAUUACUUAAACUAUGAAUUGUGGAGCCAUGUAUGACUUCCAUUCUUUUCAUUCCUUUCUUUCCCUU